AUGGCACAUAACGCACAACAUCUUAGCAAAUUAUUAGCAUCAUCAUUUAAACAAGCACCACCAAAUACAUUACCAGAAGUUGUUAUUAGUAAAAUCGAUGGGUUAGUCAAUUGGGCACGUACAGGCUCAUUAUGGCCAAUGACAUUUGGUUUAGCAUGUUGCGCAGUAGAAAUGAUGCAAGGAUAUGCAGCCCGUUACGAUAUGGAUAGAUUUGGUGUUAUUCCUCGUGCUUCACCACGUCAAUCAGAUUGUAUUAUUGUUGCAGGUACAUUAACAAAUAAAAUGGCACCAGCACUUCGUAAAGUUUACGAUCAAAUGCCAAAUCCACGUUAUGUAGUUUCAAUGGGUUCAUGCGCAAAUGGUGGUGGUUACUAUCAUUAUUCUUACUCUGUCGUUAGAGGUUGUGACAGAAUCAUUCCAGUCGAUGUUUAUAUUCCAGGUUGUCCACCAACUGCUGAAGCUUUUGUUUAUGGUAUCUUACAACUUCAAAAGAAAAUUGGUAGAGAACAAAAUUUAUUAACUUGGUGGAGAAAAUAA
Messenger RNA from Dictyostelium discoideum AX4, 537 nucleotides. It is a transcript of the gene ndufs7, whose product is annotated as NADH-ubiquinone oxidoreductase 20 kDa subunit. Gene Ontology annotation, cellular component: mitochondrion. The transcript has a single exon. The record is from RefSeq and is a predicted model, not a curated record. Gene Ontology annotation, molecular function: 4 iron, 4 sulfur cluster binding; NADH dehydrogenase (ubiquinone) activity; iron-sulfur cluster binding. The coding region runs from base 1 to 537 and encodes 178 amino acids. NCBI's taxonomy places the organism in Eukaryota, Evosea, Eumycetozoa, Dictyosteliales, Dictyosteliaceae.